AUGGAAUAACAGGUUUAAUCAAGUUCAAAAAGAAAAAGUUUUUUGAAUUUUAUAUUAAGAAACUUUUUGCCUGAAGAUGAAUCAAAAAUUUGGAUAGAGAAUAAAGAAAAAAAAAAAAAAUUUGGAAUUUAAUAAUUAAGACAGGCUUUAAAUCCUGCAAAUGAAAUAAAGUUUCGUCAAUAUUUGACUCACUAAGUGCCUCUAUUAAUAUUAAAUUCCAGAAUAAGUCCUAGUGUUUAGCCUUUGUAUUUUAAUGAACUUGAUAUUUUGUUAUUAAAUAUGAAAAAAAAAGGUAAUUGUAUAGGAGAUGGAUAUUUUGAAAAGUAAUUUUAAUCUAAAAAGUAAAAAAAAGAAAGACACUACUUAGAAAUAAUUGGAAAAUAAUUAUCUAAGCAUAUAUAAUUUUAAUAAGUUUAAUAAAACCAUCAUUAAUAAUUUGGAAAAAAAUAUUAUGGAAAAUUAAUAAAUUACAUAAUGGAAACAAAUAAUAAUAUCAAUAAUGAAAAAGAUGCUAAAAAUUAUCUAAUAGAAUUUAUAAAUUAAGAGAUAAAAAAUGAUUAAUAAAAAAAAAAUUAUGUUUCAGAAAUAAUCAAUAAUCUAGUCAUAUAAAAAAAAUGA
Messenger RNA from Paramecium primaurelia, 618 nucleotides. The record is from the annotation of a GenBank genome assembly. NCBI's taxonomy places the organism in Eukaryota, Ciliophora, Oligohymenophorea, Peniculida, Parameciidae.